AUGGAGAACGUGAUUGCUGGGCAAAUUCAACAAGUUGAGGAUGCUGAUGGUGUUCGUGCUCAACAGGAGUUCUCGAGAUUCCUUAAAACGUUUAAAAAUGCCGAGGGAGAAUUGAUUUACAAGAAGAUGAUGAAGGAUAUGACGCAACCCGAACGAAAUACGCUUUUCAUUGAUAUGCAGCAUGUAUACACACAUAGCGCGAAUCUUGCCACCACCAUCGAGCUCCAAUUCUAUCGGAUUUAUCCGUUUUUGUGCGAGGCCCUUCAAAUUGCGACCGUCGAUGAAUGCGAUGAGAAUGAGCGACAGCAAAUGUUCAAGAAGCAACUCUACGUGUCGCUUUACAAUUUGAACACAAAAACAAAAAUGCGCGAAUUGUCGGCUGACAAAGUCGGAGGACUUGUGAAGAUCUCCGGGCAAAUAGUGAGAACUCAUCCCGUUCAUCCGGAAUUAUCGAGGGCCACGUUCAUUUGCGAAGAUUGCGGAGUUACGACGAGAGAUGUUCUCCAGCAAUUCCGAUACACGCAGCCAACCAAAUGCUCUAAUCCGCAAUGCAUGAAUCGCACGAGAUUCAGCUUGGAUGUCAAUGAAUCGACGUUUGUCGACUUCCAGAAGAUUCGGAUUCAGGAAACGCAGGCGGAAUUGCCGCGCGGCUCGAUUCCGCGUACCGUUGAUGUCAUCGUUCGAGGAGAAAUGGUCGAAAGUGUUCAACCAGGAGACAAGUGCGACAUCGUUGGAAGUCUUAUUGUGAUUCCUGAUAUCUCGCAAAUGAGCACUCCUGGUCUUCGCGCCGAAACGUCGAACCAAAAUCGAGGAGGUAGAAACUUUGCUGACCAUUGUAAAGGUCUUCGUGUUAUAAUCGGCUGA
Messenger RNA from Caenorhabditis bovis, 864 nucleotides. NCBI's taxonomy places the organism in Eukaryota, Metazoa, Nematoda, Chromadorea, Rhabditida, Rhabditidae. The record is from the annotation of a GenBank genome assembly.